UCAAUUUGUUUCCGAUUAUUGUUCUUCAACAUUUCUUCGAUGUACUCUCUCACGAUUCUUGAUUCUUGAUUUUUGUUUCCGAUUGUUGUUCUUCAACAUGUCUUCAAUUCCCUCUCCCAGGAUACUCGAUUCUUGUUUCUGAUUACUUUUCCUCUCAAAUCUCUAUCUCUCUUUAUUGUAUCUACUCUCAGUCGUCCACAGAUCGAUUCCGCUAUGUUCAACGAUCACAUUACGCAAUGGUGAAGGCUGUGGCAGUUCUUGGCAGCAGUGAGGGUGUCACUGGAACUGUCUACUUCAGUCAGGACGGAAAUGGUCCAACCACCGUAACUGGCACUCUUACUGGUCUUAAGCCUGGUCACCAUGGCUUCCAUGUCCAUGCCUUGGGGGACACUACCAAUGGUUGCCUGUCAACUGGACCACAUUUCAAUCCUAAUAACAAGGAGCAUGGUGCUCCCGAGGAUGAGAAUCGCCAUGCUGGUGAUCUAGGGAAUGUAAAUGUUGGUGAUGAUGGUACCGCCAGCUUCAGUAUUACUGACAGUCAGAUUCCUCUCACUGGACCAAACUCCAUCAUUGGGAGAGCUGUUGUUGUCCAUGCUGAUCCUGAUGAUCUUGGGAAAGGUGGUCAUGAGCUUAGCAAGUCUACUGGAAAUGCUGGUGGCAGAGUAGCCUGUGGUAUCAUUGGUCUGCAAGGAUAAACUAGUCGCAUGAAAACGGGCGUGAUCGUAUGACGAAGCUUUAGAAUUGUGGAAUAAAGAAUCGCCCUUUUAAACCCGUUUGGUUAGGUUCGGUCUGUACUGCUGAAUUCUGUGUUUUAUUGUAUCGUACGAGAGUCAUUUGUAGACACACUUGAUGCUUAUUUCAUGGUUUUUGCCUGAAGUGCUUGUUAGUGGUUUAUCCAUAUUUCUUUGA
This is a messenger RNA of Vigna unguiculata (cowpea), 909 nucleotides long. RefSeq names its product copper/zinc superoxide dismutase 1 (gene CSD1). Gene Ontology annotation, molecular function: copper ion binding. NCBI's taxonomy places the organism in Eukaryota, Viridiplantae, Streptophyta, Magnoliopsida, Fabales, Fabaceae. Gene Ontology annotation, biological process: superoxide metabolic process. The record is from RefSeq and is a predicted model, not a curated record.